This is a messenger RNA of Papaver somniferum (opium poppy), 1122 nucleotides long. RefSeq lists its product as uncharacterized. The record is from RefSeq and is a predicted model, not a curated record. Bases 1 to 1122 code for a protein of 373 amino acids. Lineage: Eukaryota; Viridiplantae; Streptophyta; Magnoliopsida; Ranunculales; Papaveraceae. The transcript has 2 exons.
AUGGAUAAGAGUUGGAUUAAAAUGCAUAGGAAUGAGGAGGCGUUCCGCAAGGGAGUCAAAAGCUUCCUAGACUUUGCGUUUGAGCGUAUACAACCUGGGAUGGAGUCAAUUCGUUGUCCUUGUGUUUACUGCAAUAACAAUUGCUAUUUUUCUCGAGAUGAAGUGCAUCUACAUAUAUUGCGUCAUGGGUUCACGAAAGGAUAUACUAAUUGGAUAUACCAUGGGGAGGCAGAGGGAAGGGAACCUUUGGGUACUGCUAGAAUAAUUGAAGAUGACAUGCCGGAAAACGACGAUUGGGAUGAGUUGCUAGGUGUUAUUGGAGAAUCUUCAAACUCCGAUCCUGCUAAUUUUUACCGGUUGUUGGAGGAGUCCGAGAAACCCCUUUAUCCUGAUUGUAAGAAUUAUUCAAGGUUAUCCUUUACUGUGCACUUACUUUGUAUUAAGACCCGUGGUGGAUUGGCUAACAAAUGGUUCGACGAGCUGUUGAGUCUUCUGAUCAAGGCAUUUCCAAUUGCCCUAAUACCGAAGAACUGUUAUGAGGCUCUAAAAUCCAUAAGGGACUUGGGUCUUACCUAUCAGAAGAUCGAUGCUUGCCCAAAUGAUUGCAUAUUGUUUCGGAAAGACUAUUCUCUAUUGGAUAAGUGCCCGGUCUGUCAUGCUUGUAGAUGGAAAAAUGAUGGGUCAUUGGGAGGCAAUGAAUUAGAUAUUAGUGCAAAAAGAAAACCUAAGAAGAAAGUUGCUGAAAAGAUAGUACGAUAUUUUUCUUUAAAGGCAAGAAUUCAGAGGUGGUUUAUGUGUCCUAAGACCGCUCCUCACAUGAUAUGGCAUAAAGAACGUAUUGAUGAUGGACUUUUGAGGCACCCGGCAGAUUCUCAGAACUGGAAGAGCUUUGAUGAGAUGCACCCCACAUUUGCAGCCGAGCCUCGUAAUCUGAGACUUACAUUAGCUACCGAUGGGAUGAAUCCUUUUGGAAAUAUGACGAAUCCUCAUAGCACAUGGCCAGUUGUUCUAAUCAACAACAACAUACCACCAUGGAUGUGUACAAAAGAUUCUAAUUUCAUUUUGUCUAUGAUAAUUUCAGGACCCAAAUCACCAGGAAAUGAUAUUGAUGUGUACUAUUAG